AUGGCUAAGAUGAAAGAGAAGGAACAUAAGAAAGCAAAUCUGAACAGAGAUAAGCAGGUGAGGGGGCACAGAGAUGAGAAGAGAGGGGUUCCAAGUGGAUCACAAUUUGGGGACAAUAAGGAAGUUCGCAGUGCAGACACCUAUCGUUCCGGAUCCAACGUGGGUGGCGCCCUGGGUCAGGCCGUGGGACUGCAACCUGUCUCCAGUGGCAGCUCAUUGGCACAUUGCAGCUGGCUUCUGCCUGGCCCAGAUGAGGAGGGGCAGUUUUGGAGUGAUCAUAAACAAAUCCUUCAGGGGAAACUAGAGGAAUGUAACUGUGUGGAAAUUAAACUUGAACCCCAGUUUAACCACUUCGAGUCUCUGAACCAAUUUUCCAAAGUCAGUUUAAAGGUGGGUGCCUUAGAGAAAAAGAGCUUCUUGCUGUCCUUCUCCACUUUGGAUGCAGAAUUUGUUGGUGUGAUUGGAUAUUUAGAGGACAUCAACAUAGGUUACGAGUUCCAGUUAUUAUAGAGAAAUUUCAUGGACAAGCACUACCAGGAAUUUGAAGACACAGACAAGAAUAAACUCACCUACCCACCUAUUUUUAAUGAAAACAUUUCUUUAGUGGAAAAGUAUAUCGAGGAAGAGCUGCCGGAUCAGAUUCCUGGAUUUAACACAGUGGCUUUCACAACAAUGCUACAGCACCGGAAAGAUGAAGUGGCUGGUGACAUAUUUGACAUUCUGCUCACAUUUAUAGACUUUUUGGCUUUUGAAGAAGUGUUUCUGGACUACAGAGCAAAAAAGGAAGGCCAGGAACUGGUCUUAAGCGGUGGUUUAGUGGUGAUUUCAUUGUGCAAGUCAUCUUCUAUGCCAACUUCCUAGAAGGGCCUGCGGCACUAGUUCCUACCUCCAGCCAAUUAUGAAUGGGAUUAUCCUGGCAAAAUUAUUCCACAUCAGACCCCUCUGGAGCAAGCCCAUGUCAAGCAUUCCACCUGGGAGGGGGGGCUUCCC
Microcebus murinus (gray mouse lemur) is the source of this 990-nucleotide messenger RNA. NCBI's taxonomy places the organism in Eukaryota, Metazoa, Chordata, Mammalia, Primates, Cheirogaleidae. The record is from RefSeq and is a predicted model, not a curated record.